AUGUUUAGUUCCAGCAACAACAUUGUUCAGUUUACAAUUAACGGAAAACUAUAUACGGUAUCCGAUGAUAGUAUUCCCAUUAGAACGUCCCUCCUUCUCUACAUUCGCGAAUAUGCUGGUCUUCGUGGCACAAAAGCGAUGUGUUACGAAGGUGGUUGCGGUGCUUGUAUCGUAAGUGUAAGGUCCAAAGGCAAAAUAAUAGCUGUAAAUUCCUGUCUUGUACCGGUACUUAUCUGCGACGGAUGGUAUAUUGAAACCACUGAAGGUAUAGGAAACAAUCGAGACGGUUAUCACACGGUUCAAUCUGCGCUGGCUAGAAAAAAUGGUUCGCAAUGUGGAUACUGCUCUCCUGGCAUGGUGAUGAAUAUGUAUAGUCUCGGGAGGGGUACUUUGAAUUUCUCUAUGAAGCAAGUUGAAAAUUCAAUUGGUAGUAAUCUUUGUCGUUGUACUGGAUAUCGAGCAAUUUUGGAUGCAUUCAAGGGAUUUGCUACCGAUGCACCUCUAUCAUUGAUGAAGGACAUUUACGACAUUGAGGACUCAUAUCAGAUCAAAUCUUGCCGGAAAUUCGGAAUGCCAUGCACACAAAGUUGCUACGAUAAACCUUCCGAUGAUAAUACAAUGUUGAGCAUAAAAUUAGGAGACGCAUACUUCUACAAAGUUUCCACGGUCGAGACUCUAUUUGAGUUAUUAAAAAAUAAUCCACAGGCAACGUAUAUAUUAAAUGGAGGAAAUACUGCGCAUGGUGUUUAUCGUUCGAACAAGAAAGAUAUGUACAUUGAUAUAAACAACAUUCCAGACAUGAGUAACAUUACAAAAACUGAUUCGACUUUGGUACUAGGAGGAAAUGUAACCCUUACCAUAGCACUACAGACAUUCCAAAAAUAUUCAACAGAAAGUGGAUUUAAAUAUUUAAGUCAAUUGGCCGAUCAUAUAGAGAUGAUCGCAAAUGUUCCCGUACGAAAUAUUGGCACCAUAGCAGGGAAUUUAAUGUUAAAAUACGAGCACAAAGAGUUCCCAUCCGAUUUGUUUUUGAUAUUACAGACAGUCGGUGCUCACGUACACAUCCUGGAAACUCCCUCUCAGAAACAAAGUUUAUAUCUAUGGGAAUUUCUGGAGCUCGAUAUGCACCAUAAAAUCAUUUAUAGCGUUGUGUUACCAAAGCUUACUGACCAAUACAUAUACAGAUCCUAUAAGAUCAUGCCUAGAGCCCAAAAUGCUCGCGCUCACGUCAACGCUGGCUUUCUCUUCAAACUCGAUACCAACGGAAAAGUGUUGGAGCAGCCUAACAUUAUUUUCGGUGGCAUCAAUAAAAAUUUUACGCAUGCAAGUGUCACAGAAAAAUUUUUGACGUCUAAAAUUAUUUUUUCAUCUUCCCUGCUGAAGCAAGCUUUGGAUUACUUAUAUGCCGAUGUACAACCUGAUCAUGUUCUACCAGAUUACUCACCGGAAUUUCGCAGGACUCUCGCCGUAGGAUUAUUUUACAAGUGUGUAGUAAGCAUCAAACCGGAAGCAGUAUAUCCUUUUUAUUACAGUGGAGGCACUUUAUUACAACGUAGUCUUUCUUCAGGUCGGCAAUUCUACAAUACGAAUGCAAACGUAUGGCCAGUGACUAAGCCUAUGCCAAAGUUAGAAUCUAUUGCGCAGAUAUCGGGCAAAGCCCAAUAUUGCGAUGAUCUGCCUCCAUUUCACAGAGAAGUGUUUUGUGCUUUCGUCGUUACAAAUGUCGCUAGUGGCUACAUCUAUAAGAUAGAUGCCAAUCAGGUUCUUCAAAUGAAAGGUGUAGUGGCAUUUUUUAGCGCGUGUGACGUACCGGGAAAAAAUCUGUGUAUUUCGGCCGCUAACGAGAUGAUGUCCUUGUCAGAAGACGAGUUACUGUUCGCCGAAAAGGAUGUUUUGUAUGCCGGCCAACCUGUCGGUGUAAUUGUCGCGGAAACGCAUAAUUUAGCGAAUAAGGCUGCAAAAUUGGUACAAAUUACAUAUAAAGAAUCUCUAAAAACAAAGCCGAUAAUAAGUAUUGAGGAUGCUAUUAAUGCGCAUGAUGAAACUAGAAUCAGGCAAAGCGUCAACAUUCCAGCAAAGAGGAAAGGAAAAAAUGUUCAAAAAACGCUAAAGGGAUUCUUUCGGUGUGGUAGUCAAUAUCAUUACUCCUUAGAAACUCAAUCCUGCGUAUGCGUUCCUGAGGAGGAUGGUAUGGAGGUAUAUCCAUCGUCACAAUGGAUGGAUCUCAUCCAAGUAUCAAUCGCGGAUUGCCUUAAUGUUCCGAACAGCAGCAUCAAUGUGCGCGUUAGACAACUAGGCGGUUCGCACGGGUCGAAAAUUUCACGCAAUGCGCAGAUUUCAUGUGCUUGUGCAUUGGUAUGUUAUAAACUAAAUCGUCCAGCGCGCUUUAUUAUGACGAUGGAGAGCAAUAUGCUAUCGAUAGGCAAGAGAUGUUCUACGCAACAAGAAUAUGAGAUUGAGAUAAAUAAUGAUGGAGUUAUACAGUAUUUCAAAUCGAAACAUUGGAGUAACUGUGGCUCUAAUUUGAAUGAACCACAAGCAGCUGUGGUUUUUCAUUGUUAUAGUAGCUGCUAUUUAACUGAUACUUGGACAUUUGAUGGUUUUGACGUGAGAACCGACCUACCGUCGAACACAUUUUGUCGGGCAUCAGGAUCUACAGAAGGAUUAGCCAUGAUCGAAAAUGUAAUGGAGCACAUUGCGAAAGUGACAGACAAGGAUCCGAUUACAGUCAGAUUAGCGAAUAUGAAUAAAGUAGAUAAAUUUAUAUUAGAACCCAUGAUAGUGGAUUUAUCGGAAAAAACUGAUUAUCAAUUUAACAAGAACAGCAUUAAAACGUUCAACAGAAGCAAUCGUUGGAAGAAAAAAGGAAUUGCUAUGGUACCAAUGAAAUAUUUGGUAACGAUUGAAGGGCAAUUCAAUGCAAUGGUGUCUGUCUGCGCUCGCGAUGGUUCAGUAUGUGUAACACAUAGCGGAAUUGAGAUCGAUCAAGGCAUAAAUACCAAGAUCGCACAACUGACAGCUCAUACAUUGGGAAUCAAAAUAGAAUUAAUUUCUGUUAAACCAAGCAGCAAUUCAGCGGCACCAAACAAGUCAACUACAGGACACAACAUUACUAUAGAUACCUGUGGAUAUGCAACGAUUCAAGCUUGCACACAAAUUGUAAAGAGACUCGAGCCGAUUAAAAAAAAAAUGAAAAAUCCGAAGUGGGAGGACAUCGUUUUCAAAGCGUAUCAAGAAGGAAUUAAUUUAUGCGAACGUUAUGUGUUAGUUAGCGGGUUAACGGAAGAUACGUUAAAGCCUUACCCUAUUUACGGUGUUACCAUUGCCGAAGUGGAAAUCGAUGUGCUGACCGGUCAGCACGUUGUCAGAAGGGUUGAUUUGAUGAUCGAUGCUGGUGAAAGCUUGAAUCCAGAAAUCGAUGUCGGUCAGGUGGAAGGAGCUUUCGUGAUGGGAAUGGGAUACUGGAUUUCGGAGGAUCUGGUGUAUGAUACUGAAACAGGAUUAUUAAUAAAUAACAGAUCAUGGAAUUAUAUGCCACCAGGAGCAAUGGAUAUUCCUGAAGAUUUCCGCGUAUACUUACGCAAAAGUUCGACCGGUUCAAAAACAAUCGAUGAACCACCGCUUUGUAUGAGUUAUGUAAUUCCAAUAGCAAUCCGCAAAGCAUUGAAUUCUGCUAGGAGAGAUUCAGGAAAUAAGGAUCUGUGGUAUCAACUGGAUGGGCCAUGUACGACCGAAAAUAUACUUCUAACUAGUUUAACCAGAAGGAAUCUUAUGUUGAUGACAGAUAAAGUGUAG
This is a messenger RNA of Cyphomyrmex costatus, 3795 nucleotides long. Its product is annotated as xanthine dehydrogenase-like. The transcript is spliced from 17 exons. The record is from RefSeq and is a predicted model, not a curated record. The coding region runs from base 1 to 3795 and encodes 1264 amino acids. Gene Ontology annotation, molecular function: FAD binding; oxidoreductase activity; iron ion binding. Lineage: Eukaryota; Metazoa; Arthropoda; Insecta; Hymenoptera; Formicidae.